CGCGUUCUACUUCUUGAAUCGUGGAAAGAGUUUGAAACUAAUAAUGGCACAGAAGAGAUGCUAUCUGCCGUUGAAGCGAAGAUGCCGAAAGUGGUGAAGAAACGACGGAAAUUGGAAGAAACUGAUGGACAAGGGGUCGUAUGGGAAGAAUACUUUGACUAUAUUUUCCCUGAUGAUCAAGCACAGCAACCGAAUUUCAGACUGUUGGCUAUUGCACAUGCUUGGCGCGCACAG
Molecule: messenger RNA, 234 nt
Organism: Racocetra persica
Lineage: Eukaryota; Fungi; Glomeromycota; Glomeromycetes; Diversisporales; Gigasporaceae
Source: the annotation of a GenBank genome assembly